Fusarium proliferatum ET1 is the source of this 1620-nucleotide messenger RNA. RefSeq lists its product as uncharacterized. The coding region runs from base 1 to 1620 and encodes 539 amino acids. The record is from RefSeq and is a predicted model, not a curated record. The transcript has 3 exons. Lineage: Eukaryota; Fungi; Ascomycota; Sordariomycetes; Hypocreales; Nectriaceae.
AUGUUGGAUCAAGACCUGACGUUGGAAGAUUCUCACAUCGAUUUCGGAGAAUGGCCCCUGCGCCAGCCCACGAAUAUCAUAGAAGGAGGGAGAGAAGGCGUCGUUUAUCUUCAAGGCCGUCUUCUCGGCGAGUCCAAAGGUCGAGUAAGUUAUGAGGUUCAACUCAAUGAUAAGUUGGAGAACUUUAUCCUCGAGUUCCAUUGUCCAUCUCGUCCAUUCAGCAAGAACUAUCUCCACGUGAUCUCCUGCUCCAGCGGAAUAUCCGUUGACGUGAGAGGUCUCAACGAACGGGGUAGCCCACUUAAAGGAAGUGUUGAUGUCAGAGCCAACCCGGCCCCCGUGCAGACAGAACAUUUGGUUGUGCGGAGUUCUUCAGAUAUUGACCAACGGAGCCUAGAGACGAAUUCCCACGAAGGUUCAAUCAGGGUCAAAUAUGAUUUCGGUCUCAAGGUACCUUUGCCUACAGACAACUGGGACAGGCGUCCUAUCCAUGAAAGCAUAGCAAUCGCUGCUUUCAUCCGGUCAAGGAUACCCUUUCCUAAGGGGAGUUUUUACAACAACAUCAAUGAUAAGCAGUGGGAGUUCUUUCGGGGUAUCAUCUGGAAUGAUGACCCCUCAUGUCUAUUGUUUGUCAACGAUACUCAUGACAACCGUCAUUUCGGGGUCGGGUACGAUUGGGCCAAAGCCUAUCUUGGAUCUACUAACGAUCGCCGCAACAUGACGGUGCGAUCCCAUCGCGGCGAUUUGCAAUUUCUUCAUGCCAUGGGCAGGUUUGACGGUGAUCCCGCAGAUGAUACCCGUACACGUAUCCUGCAGUGGAUGAAGGUCAUGUACAAACUCGCCUGUGGCAAUCAAGGUGUAUCUGCCAACGACCCAUUGAAGAAGCAUUUUCCGACGGACUACUUCGACAGUCGGUCUACUCCUACGCAAGAUUCUUCUUUGCGGGACCUUUUAAUCGCAAGUACGCCAAGAUAUGCACAUAUCAACGUGCAGGCUCGUGCACUUGGAAGCUGUCUUCACAUCAUUUCAGAUUCUUUUUCCCUGGGUCAUACACAACGACGACUAAGAAAUCACAAAGAUUUGAUAGACCGCGAUAGUGAAGGAUACAUCCGAUUUAGGCCUGGUGUAUAUGGGGACUGGGGUCCGAUACUUUGCUUUCAUAACUACGAUAAGCAAAAUAUCUGGAGACAUCACCAUUAUGAUACGCGGCGCAACAGCGAGGACCCUAUCCCUAAGUAUAUCCAAACUUUCGACGAAAUCGUUGGCGCUCGAAAUGCCAUUGAAGCUUCAAUGAAGCUCAUCAACCUCUUUGCCGACAAGGUUUCUUGGGAACCAGACGUUUGUGGAUUCCUUAAAGACGAAGUUUUUAAGUUAGAUGAGAAGGUCCAGCCAUCCAAUCACUUUGUGGAUGAAGAAGUCAUAUCUCAUGUCUAUGAAGAGGGAUUUCGAAAUGUCGACUAUGAUUAUGAAGCUGGCAUGCAGCGGAAGUUGCACAGCCUUGACAGAGCUUCGCGCCGUCGAUCUAUCUGGUGGGGCUUGUCCAGUCGGUGGUUAUUAGUAGCUUUUGGAAUCUUCGCUACCCUAUCUCUUUUAUUUGUUUAUUCAAUUACCUCUAAAUAG